Molecule: messenger RNA, 4109 nt
Organism: Alosa alosa (allis shad)
Lineage: Eukaryota; Metazoa; Chordata; Actinopteri; Clupeiformes; Clupeidae
Product: glutamate receptor 4
Exons: 16
Coding region: 539-3340 (933 amino acids)
Biological process (GO): modulation of chemical synaptic transmission; synaptic transmission, glutamatergic; monoatomic ion transport
Cellular component (GO): dendritic spine; plasma membrane; AMPA glutamate receptor complex
Molecular function (GO): transmitter-gated monoatomic ion channel activity involved in regulation of postsynaptic membrane potential; AMPA glutamate receptor activity
Source: RefSeq, a predicted model, not a curated record
GCAAUGAUAUUCAUCGGCAACCACAUGAAAAUGACAACAUGGUAAAACAGCGGGGAAUAUAACAAUUUCGCAUUCUAAACUCGAUAUUUUUAUCAAUGAAACGGCCUGAUUCGCAGUGAAAAGGGAUUCAUCGAGGUGGAACUGAAGAGGGAAGGCGAGUGUUUUGUAAAUGUAAUAGGAAAGAACACGAGAGCCGGAGAGUGAGAGAACGACAUAGGGAACGAGAGAGAGAGAGAGAGAGAGAGAGAGAGAGAGCGCAUGUCUAAUAUCUCCUUGCAGCCACUAGACGCUCCUUACCACUGGCGAGUCUCUCGCUCUCCCUCUCCCCCAUCUUACAUGUGUAACGUUUAGUGAGCCGGACAGAGCCUUCUCCAGCGGCUGUGGACACUGCGGGGAGAAUACAGCAACCAUGGAUUGUUAAAACUCAAUCUCUAUAUUUUUCUCCCUUCUCUUUUCCUCUUUCUCUUUCUCUUUUCCUCUUGCUCUCUCCGCGUGUCACCAUCCUCAAUGUCUCCCGACAGCUUUUAAUGCAACGAAAAUGAGGAUUACUUACUUACAGCUGAUCUUGGUAUUUGCUGGCUUUUGGGAAAUGGCAAUGGGGGCUUUUCCGAGCAGCGUUCAAAUCGGGGGACUCUUCAUCAGAAACACCGAUCAGGAAUACACAGCCUUUCGCCUGGCCAUCUUUCUGCACAACACCAGCCCCAACGCUACAGAGGCUCCCUUUAACCUGGUGCCUCACGUAGACAAUAUUGAGACAGCCAACAGUUUCGCCGUCACCAAUGCCUUCUGUUCGCAGUACUCCCGGGGCGUCUUCGCCAUCUUUGGCCUGUACGACAAGCGCUCAGUGCACACGCUGACGUCCUUCUGCAGCGCACUGCACAUCUCGCUGAUCACACCCAGCUUCCCCACCGAGGGCGACACCCAGUUCGUCCUGCAACUGCGGCCCUCCAUCCGAGGGGCACUCCUCAGUCUGCUCGACCACUACGACUGGAACCGCUUCGUCUUCCUCUACGACACAGACCGAGGAUAUGCCAUCCUGCAGGCGAUUAUGGAGAAAGCAGGGCAAAACAGCUGGCAGGUGAGCGCCAUCUGUGUGGAGAACUUCAACGACGCCAGCUACCGUCGUCUCCUUGAGGACCUUGACCGCAGAGACGAGAAGAAGUUCGUCAUUGACCUGGAAGCGGAGAGGCUUCAGAACAUUCUAGAACAGAUCGUCAGUGUGGGGAAGCACGUGAAGAGCUACCAUUACAUCAUUGCCAAUCUGGGCUUCAAGGAUAUCUCCCUGGAGCGCUUCAUGCAUGGUGGGGCCAACGUGACGGGCUUCCAGCUGGUGGACUUCAGCAAGCCCAUGGUCAUUAAGCUCAUGCAGCGCUGGAACAAGCUGGACCAGAGGGAGUACCCGGGAUCAGACAGCCCACCAAAGUACACAUCCUCUCUGACAUAUGAUGGAGUACUGGUGAUGGCAGAGGCAUUCCGGAACCUCCGCCGGCAGAAAAUAGACAUCUCUCGACGAGGGAAUGCAGGGGACUGUCUGGCAAAUCCAGCCGCCCCUUGGAACCAGGGCAUUGAUAUGGAGCGCACCCUGAAACAGGUGCGCAUCCAAGGCCUGACGGGCAACAUUCAGUUUGACCACUACGGCCGCAGAGUCAACUACACCAUGGAUGUGUUUGAGCUGAAAAGCAACGGUCCACGCAAGAUUGGCUACUGGAACGACAAUGACAAGCUGGUGCUGGUCCAGAAUGAGCAGCUCUCGUCCAACGAUAGCUCCGGCAUUGAGAACCGCACUGUCAUCGUCACCACCAUCAUGGAGGGGCCCUACGUGAUGCUGAAGAAGAACUGGGAGCUGUAUGAGGGCAACGACCGUUUCGAGGGCUACUGCGUGGACCUGGCCUCCGAGAUCGCCAAGCACAUCAACUUCAAGUACAAGAUCUCCAUCGUGCCCGACGGGAAGUACGGGGCCCGGGACCCGGAGACGAAGAUCUGGAACGGAAUGGUCGGGGAGCUGGUCUACGGGAGAGCCGAGAUUGCAGUGGCCCCUCUGACCAUUACCCUCGUGCGUGAGGAGGUGAUCGACUUCUCCAAGCCCUUCAUGAGCUUGGGCAUCUCCAUCAUGAUCAAGAAGCCCCAAAAGUCCAAGCCCGGUGUCUUCUCCUUCCUGGAUCCGCUGGCCUAUGAGAUCUGGAUGUGUAUCGUGUUCGCCUACAUCGGCGUGAGCGUGGUCCUGUUCCUGGUGAGCCGCUUCAGCCCGUACGAGUGGCACACGGAAGAGCCUGAGGAGGGCGUCGAAGGAGGGCCCACUGACCAGCCGCCCAACGAGUUUGGUAUCUUCAACAGCCUGUGGUUCUCCCUGGGGGCCUUCAUGCAGCAAGGUUGUGACAUUUCUCCCAGGUCUCUGUCAGGUCGUAUCGUGGGAGGUGUGUGGUGGUUCUUCACCCUCAUCAUCAUCUCCUCCUACACAGCCAACCUGGCUGCCUUUCUCACUGUCGAGCGCAUGGUGUCGCCCAUUGAGAGUGCUGAGGACCUGGCCAAGCAGACGGAAAUCGCCUACGGCACGCUGGACUCGGGUUCCACCAAGGAGUUCUUCCGGAGGUCAAAGAUUGCCGUCUAUGAGAAGAUGUGGAGCUACAUGAAGUCGGCCGAGCCCACGGUGUUCACCAAGACGACGGCCGAGGGUGUGGCGCGCGUGCGCAAGUCCAAAGGGAAGUAUGCCUUCCUGCUGGAGUCCACCAUGAACGAAUACACGGAGCAGCGGAAGCCGUGCGACACCAUGAAAGUCGGGGGCAACCUGGACUCCAAGGGCUACGGGGUAGCCACCCCCAAAGGCUCACAGUUAAGAAAUGCUGUUAACCUCGCAGUGUUAAAACUGAACGAACAAGGGCUGUUGGACAAAUUGAAAAAUAAAUGGUGGUACGACAAGGGCGAGUGUGGCAGCGGAGGCGGUGACUCCAAGGACAAGAGCUCCCAGGCCCUGAGCCUCAGCAACGUGGCUGGGGUCUUCUACAUCCUGGUGGGGGGCCUGGGUCUGGCAAUGUUGGUGGCGCUGGUUGAGUUCUGUUACAAGUCACGGGCCGAAGCCAAGAGAAUGAAGGUGGAAUCGGCCGAACUGAAUUUUAGCCCUUCUCCAAGCCCCUCCCAGAGCACCCAGAAUUUAGCCACUUAUAGAGAAGGGUACAACCUCACCUUCACGGAAGCCAUGAGAAACAAGGCCCGUUUGUCCAUCACGGGUAGCGUGGGGGAGAACGGACGCGUCCUGACUCCCGACUGCCCCAAGGCCGUGCACUCUGGCCCGUCUCUCCGGCACAGCUCGGGAUUGGCCGUGGUGUCAUCGGACCUGCCGUGAAAACCAAAAACACACCCUGUGCCUUAAAAAUGAACAAAAACAAAAAAUAAAAAUCACUCACAUUAACAAUGACGCAACCAGAAGUGAAGACAGCCAGCAGGCUAACAAGAGACUCAGCAGGGGGAAGGAGAGGGAAUGCGGAGAGGACAGCCUGAUACAAAAACGACUAUCAAGCAGUUUAAAAUAUAUCGAUAUAUAAAUAUAUAUAAAUAUAUUGAUUCACGUUGUGGCUCCUACCGCAACAGGAAGGAUCAUGCCGAGGUAUGACAGGUGUGCAAGGAUUGUAACGCAGCACAGACUAGUGACACCACUGAGCGUAGUCUCAAUGACAAACAGUUUCAAAACUCCGGGAAGCUCAGUGUUAUUCUGAUCUGGAUGACCUGCGGUUCGCAGAGACAACGCAUUUCGGCUGAGCGAGCCUAGUCUGUUCCGCUCUCAACGCCUUACCGAGAUCAACCUCGCUUCAGGACCACGCCUCUCAUCCAUAUCGCCACCAGUAAACAGAGAAGACGCCAGUAGAAAUCAAUUUAGAAGACCAGAAAACUGUCGACUUGAAUCACAGACUGUGUAAAUCUGCUUUUUAUCACCAUUAACUGUUCGACUCGAACGACUUUAGCCUCUUCAGUUUCCCGUCUCGCCAAAUGAGCGCAGAAAUAAUUGAGAAGAGGAUGGUAGCAACUCUUUUUGUUAACCAACACGGACGUCAGGGCAGCCAACACUGAAAGAGUUUUUGUUUUGUUUUGUUUUUUUAGAAAGCAAAGGGGGGUUG